Porites lobata is the source of this 1830-nucleotide messenger RNA. Lineage: Eukaryota; Metazoa; Cnidaria; Anthozoa; Scleractinia; Poritidae. The record is from the annotation of a GenBank genome assembly.
GGAGAAGUACAUUAUAAACGGAAAACUUCAAAAUAUACAAGUUGUAGUCAUAGAGACGGCCUAUCACGGAACACUGUGGUGAAUAUUUUAUGAAAAACGACACCCUGGAAUCGUCGGAAAAUAAGUACACUGACGAUUUAGGGCGCUUGGAAUACAGAAAAGCACGUACACGAACAAGAAAUCAAAGCAACACACCGGCAUCGUGGGAGUCUUUAUUUCAGUACUUUUCUCGAGGUGACUUUGGUAACCACAGUCUAGUACGUAAAAAUGCAGUGGCAAGAAUAAUAUACGUUUAGAAACACUGAGUCACGUUUUCUUUCAAAUUUGGCAGUCAAAGGACGGAUUUUCGCGCCAUCUGAUCGAGAGCAAGAGAAAUCGAGCGAUUAUACAGCGGACAUGGUGUCAGAAGUAUACGCAGAAGACAAGCGUUCUCAGGUGGCCAUUGCCAUACAGGCAUCUUUCUUGCUAGUCAUCAUGCUUUCAUCUCUUUUAGGAAACACACUGAUCCUUCUCGCCAUCUACAGAAACCACAGUCUUCGUAGUAUCACCAGCGUGUUUAUCGCUAAUCUUGCGGUGGCAGAUUUCCUGCUUGCACUCCUUGGAAUGCCAUUCACUAUGGCAUCUUCUAUAACCUACCACUGGGUGUUUGGAGAUAUUUGGUGUAAGAUCAACGGGAUGUUGAACUCGAUAUUCUGCAUUGCGUCCAUGCUGUCGCUAGCAGCUGUAUCAAUUGACAGAUACGUUGCAAUUAUCAAGCCACUCCAGUACCCACUCAUCAUGACCUCGCGAAUCGCUUUGGGUAUGAUAACCUACGUCUGGAUGCACGCCAUCACUUGCGCUUUUCUCCCCAUCUUCGGCUGGUCCAGCUACACCUACAUAUACAACGAGUCAAUCUGCACGGCAAACUGGGGAGAAAACAUCCCCUACACCAUGUUCAUCUUCGCUUUCAGCUUCUUCGCCCCGCUGAUGGUCAUGACCUUCUGCUACUUCCAUAUACUUCGUGCGGCGAGGAAACAGAGUAAAAAGAUAUCACCGCGGGUGGGCGAACUAAAAGAACAGACGUUACAAACGAUGGUGGCCGUCCCGGUGGCUUUCGGUAACGAGAAAGGCACACAAGCGGUUGAAGAUCCACCGACGGCAAAGGAAAAAGCGAAAGAAAGAGAAGCUAAGGAGAAGUUUAGGAGAGAAACAAGGGCGGCGAAGACGCUUCUCAUCGUUAUGGGGACAUUUAUGUUUUGUUGGGCACCUCACUUUAUUGGAAUGACCUGUUUACUUUUUGAAAAAUGCAGAAACUCUUGGCCGGACGAGUACUUUGCUACUACCACAUGGCUGGCCAUGUUGAAUAGUGGGUGUAAUCCCAUAAUUUAUGGAGUAAUGAAUAAGAAAUUCCGGCAGAGUUUUAAGGAUAUAGUCAUGUGUACCAAGAGAACUAACAGAAGGUACAGCCAACGCGAACUAAGUUCUGUUUCAUAACACGGAGCAACGGCGUACUAAAACGAACGCAGAAUUACGCUUUCAAAAGCACGUGGACAUCUCUAACCAUGAAAAAACAUGCAGUCGUCUUUAAAUUUGAAUUAAGAUUCAAAGAAAAGAAGAAAUUUAAUAAGACGAACAAAUGAAAGAAACUAAUUACCAAAUUAUUUCUGAUUAAAAAUCAGCUUACUCUUGAAAGAUAUUUGAAUUGUGCCAUACCGGAGGUUGGAGAAAGUAAGACGAUAACUUCCACUUUGGGAAAAUUAUCUUCAAAUAAGAUGGAGAAGAUACGGCUAAUCAUUAUAGAAUAGGUGGCUUUAUUGAUGGCCCAGCUAUAAAUGUGAUAUCUUUAUUUCU